Molecule: messenger RNA, 180 nt
Organism: Lymnaea stagnalis (great pond snail)
Lineage: Eukaryota; Metazoa; Mollusca; Gastropoda; Lymnaeidae
Source: the annotation of a GenBank genome assembly
AUGCACAAGCUACUCUUGGUAUCACUGCUCGUCCUCUCCCUCGCCGUCAUGGAGGUCCUCUGCACGGAGGCCAUGCUGACCCCACCAGAGAGGCCGGAGGAGUUCAAGAACCCCAACGAACUGAGGAAGUACCUCAAGGCUUUGAAUGAGUACUACGCCAUUGUCGGCAGACCCAGGUGA